AUGAAAUUCACAUCAGCUUUAGUGGUCAUUUUGGUGGCCGUAGCCCUCGUCAGGGCGGACAGCGCAAACAGCGUAGAUGGCGCAGACAGCAAGACACAUAAACCGGAAAAACGCGGUAUCGUCGCUGAACAUGAUUACGAAACCGGGUUGGGACACAGUUCCAGUCUGAGCUACGGUUCCGGUCUGGGAUUGGGCUCCAGCAUUGGCUUAUCGACCGGAUUAGCUUCUGGUUACGCAGCUCACGGUGGAUCAGCUUAUGGGUCCUCAUACGCUCCAGCUUAUAGUGGUGUCGCAAUCGCCGCCGCACCCGCAUACAGUGGAGUCGCAGUCGCAGCCGCACCUGCAUACAGCGGAGUCGCAGUCGCAGCCGCACCUGCAUACAGCGGAGUCGCAGUCGCAGCCGCACCUGCAUACAGCGGAGUCGCAGUCGCAGCCGCACCUGCAUACAGCGGAGCCGCAUACUCCGCCGCCCCAGCACCGACUGUCGGCCCAUUGAUCCCGAUCUCCAAGGAUAUACACAUCAUCAACCGUCAUGCCCAACCAGUUUCUGCCCCGUACCCAGUGCCAGUGCAGAGGACCGUCGCCAUCCCAGUGCCACACCCUGUCCCUUACCCGGUAGAACGUCCAUAUCCAGUCCGAGUUGCCGCCCCGUACCCAGUGCCAGUUGAGAGGCCUGUGCCAUACCCAGUAGACAGACCAGUGCCACAUGCAGUGCCCGCUCCCUACCCAGUCCCAGUCGUCCAGAACGUACCUGUACCAGUUUCCCGUCCAGUACCAGUUCCGGUUGUUAGGCGAGUUCCUGUGCCGGUUGCCACACCAGUCGUUGUCCAAGCACCACAGCCAAUCGCUGUUGCUGUCCCAGCACCUGCAUACGGAGGAUACGGUCUAGGAGCUUCCGCUUACGGCGCCAGCUACGGAUCCGCUACUCUAGGAUCUUUGUCUUCGUACGGAUCCGGUGUUUCUUCAUACGGAUCAGGUCUGACGUCGUACGGAUCUUACGGAUCAGCACCGUCCGUUUCCUCAUAUGGUUCAUAUGGACCAGCACUGUCCGCUUCAUCGUACGGUUCUUACGGACCAACACUGUCCGCUUCCUCGUAUGGGUCUUACGGAUCAGCUCUACCUUCUUCUUCGUAUGGAUCUUAUGGACCAGCUCUAUCUUCUUCUUCGUAUGGAUCUUAUGGACCAGCACUUUCAGCUUCCUCCCACGGUUCUUAUGGACCAGCUCCGUCUUCAUCUUCAUACGGAUCUUACGGGUCAGAUCUUUCCUCCUCCUCGUACGGACACGAAAGCCACUCAAAAUACGAAAGCGGUGGAUGGACUCCAAUCGUAAAACGUAACUCUAAUUAA
Molecule: messenger RNA, 1347 nt
Organism: Macrosiphum euphorbiae (potato aphid)
Lineage: Eukaryota; Metazoa; Arthropoda; Insecta; Hemiptera; Aphididae
Source: the annotation of a GenBank genome assembly